Molecule: messenger RNA, 1887 nt
Organism: Micropterus dolomieu (smallmouth bass)
Lineage: Eukaryota; Metazoa; Chordata; Actinopteri; Centrarchiformes; Centrarchidae
Product: potassium voltage-gated channel subfamily S member 2
Exons: 10
Coding region: 31-1539 (502 amino acids)
Biological process (GO): regulation of delayed rectifier potassium channel activity; protein homooligomerization; potassium ion transmembrane transport
Cellular component (GO): membrane; voltage-gated potassium channel complex
Molecular function (GO): protein binding; delayed rectifier potassium channel activity
Source: RefSeq, a predicted model, not a curated record
GUGUCGUGACCAAACUCACAGCAGGUAACCAUGGUGAAGGAGAGUCUGCCCACCUGGGUCCACCAGGACUCUGACGAAGGUCUCGUCCACGUGAACGUCGGAGGUCUGAAGAGGAGCCUCUGCUCCAGCACACUGAAGAAAUUCCCGGACACCAGACUGGGAAAACUGCUGGCCUGUGAUUCAGAGGAAGAUAUACUGCAGGUGUGUGAUGACUAUGACGUGCAGCAGAAGGAGUUUUAUUUUGAUAGGAAUCCCGGCCUGUUCCCUUAUGUCCUCCACUUUUACCAGACCGGCAAACUUCACAUCAUGGAUGAGCUGUGUGUCUUCUCCUUCAGUCAGGAGAUAGAGUACUGGGGCAUCAAUGAGUUCUUCCUGGACAGUUGCUGCAGUUAUCGCUACCACGACCGCAAGCUGGAGAGCAGCCGGCAUCGCAGCUGGGACGACGACAGCGACGUCAGCAGCAUAGACACGUCUGUGGACGAGAUAUCUGACUUAAACAGAGACAUGCUGCAUUUCCAGGAAGUGCGUUAUGGGAACAUUAGAAAGUGUCUGUGGCUGACGCUGGAGAACCCUGGAUACUCCAUCCCCAGCAAGCUCUUCAGUCUGCUGUCCAUCGUGGUGGUGCUCACAUCCAUCGCCACCAUGUGUAUUAACAGCAUCCCAGAGUAUCAGACUUUUGAUGAUGAAGGGAAGUUGGUGGAGGACACGACCACGCAGGCUCUGGAGGUGUUCUGCACCUGCUGGUUCACCUUCGAGGUGGUGACGCGGCUGCUGCUCGCACCGAACAGGAAGAAGUUCUUUCAUCACCCUCUGAACAUUAUCGACGUGGUGUCUGUGGCGCCCAUCUACAUCACCCUGGUCUUUGACAUGACUUUGGGAUCAGAGUCUGAGCUGGGAAACCUGGGACGACUCAUACAGGUGUUCAGGUUAAUGAGGAUCUUCAGAGUUUUGAAGUUGGCCCGACACUCGACAGGACUGCGGUCGCUGGGAGCGACGCUUCGGCACAGUUACCGUGAGGUCGGCAUCCUGCUGCUGUACCUGGGUGUCGGAGUGUCCGUCUUCUCUGGCAUCGCUUACACCGCUGAAUAUGAAGAGGAUGUGGGUCUGGACACCAUCCCGGCCUGCUGGUGGUGGGGGACGGUGAGCAUGACCACGGUGGGCUACGGGGACGUGGUUCCCGUCACGGUGGCUGGGAAGCUGGCGGCCAGCGGCUGCAUUCUGGGCGGCACCCUGGUGGUGGCGCUGCCCAUCACCAUCAUCUUCAACAAGUUCUCCCACUUCUACCGGCGACAGAAAGCUCUGGAGGCGUCGGUGAGGAACAACAACCGCAGGAAGAUGAGGAUAAGCUGCGAGAAGGAGCCGGAAGAGGAGGACGAGGGAUCGGACGGGGACAGCCGAUGUCUGGACGAUGACGACAUUGAUGAUAUCGAGGAGGACGAUGUAGACUAUGAAGACGAAGGAGGUGUAAUAAAUUAUAGCUAUGUGGAACAUUCAUCCUUCACGUCAAUACUGAGGAGGAAGGAGCUGCAUCAGCUGUGAGAAAGAGCUCAACCUGCUGAAGGCUGCGUUCACACUGGAGAUUAAAACUGCUUCGACUCCCAUCGGAUGUUUUCAGCUCUGAUUUGAACCUGAUUUUCAUCUGAUCCAAGGCCACGCAAAUGUAGUAUGACGAUGGCCGUCAUCAAAAUAAAUGGACUGAACCAGCAGCGAAGACAAGUGAAGGCUGCGGUUUGAAUAGACUCUGGGUAGAUGCUUCUAAAAAAGUUAGAGGGGUCAUGUUGUAAAUGACGGUCUGACACAAAAGUGGCAAAUUUUGGAUCUGACAUGAUCUGCUGUAGUUUGGUCUCAUUGUGCAUGUGGGAUGUUUCAGGGUGGAGGUUUGUUCAC